Messenger RNA from Phodopus roborovskii (desert hamster), 2799 nucleotides. It is a transcript of the gene Plaa, whose product is annotated as phospholipase A2 activating protein. Gene Ontology annotation, cellular component: nucleus; cytoplasm. Gene Ontology annotation, biological process: ubiquitin recycling; proteasome-mediated ubiquitin-dependent protein catabolic process. The coding region runs from base 220 to 2607 and encodes 795 amino acids. The record is from RefSeq and is a predicted model, not a curated record. Gene Ontology annotation, molecular function: ubiquitin binding. NCBI's taxonomy places the organism in Eukaryota, Metazoa, Chordata, Mammalia, Rodentia, Cricetidae. The transcript has 14 exons.
GAUGAAUUCCGGUGUGCUUGUUAGGGUUGCUGUGUCACUCAGUCCGACCGGCGCGCCCCUUCCCCCGCAGUCCUUCCGCACCGGCUGACGGGCUCUUCCGGUCUCCCGCGCCCCUCACCUGCAGGCGGGUCUCGGGCCGCAGCCUGGCGCACGCCGGCUCGGGCCUGUGGACUAGUCUCGCGCUGUGCCCGGGAGCCGGGCUCCGGACCCACGCUUGCCAUGGCGAGCGGCGCUGCUAGAUACCGGCUGAGCUGCUCGCUCCCGGGCCACGAACUGGACGUGAGGGGCCUGGUGUGCUGCCUCUACCCGCCGGGGGCCUUUGUGUCUGUGUCCCGGGAUCGCACCACCCGCCUCUGGGCCCCAGACAGUCCUAACAGGGGCUUUACAGAGAUGCAUUGUAUGAGCGGCCACUCUAAUUUUGUGUCUUGUGUGUGCAUCAUACCCUCAAGUGAGAUAUAUCCUCAUGGACUAAUUGCCACUGGAGGAAAUGACCACAAUAUAUGCAUUUUCUCUCUGGACAGUCCGAUGCCACUUUAUAUGUUAAAGGGUCACAAAGAUACUGUUUGUAGUCUUUCGUCUGGAAAAUUUGGGACAUUACUUAGUGGCUCAUGGGACACCACUGCUAAAGUCUGGCUGAAUGACAAAUGCAUGAUGACAUUACAGGGUCAUACAGCUGCAGUAUGGGCAGUAAAAAUUCUCCCUGAACAGGGUUUGAUGUUAACUGGAUCAGCAGACAAGACUAUUAAACUGUGGAAGGCUGGAAGGUGUGAGAGGACUUUUUCAGGGCACGAAGACUGUGUAAGAGGUUUGGCAAUUUUGAGUGAAACAGAAUUUCUUUCCUGUGCAAAUGAUGCUAGUAUUAGAAGGUGGCAGAUUACUGGCGAAUGUCUUGAAGUAUACUAUGGACAUACAAAUUAUAUUUAUAGCAUAUCUGUCUUUCCAAAUUGUAGAGAUUUUGUGACAACAGCAGAAGACAGAUCUCUGAGAAUAUGGAAACAUGGUGAAUGUGCCCAAACAAUCCGACUUCCAGCUCAGUCUAUAUGGUGCUGCUGUGUGCUGGAUAACGGUGACAUUGUGGUUGGUGCGAGUGAUGGUAUUAUUAGAGUGUUUACAGAGUCACAGGAUCGAACAGCAAGUGCUGAGGAAAUCAAGGCUUUUGAGAGAGAGCUCUCUCAGGCAACAAUCGAUUCCAAAACUGGUGACUUAGGAGACAUUAAUGCUGAGCAGCUUCCUGGGAGGGAACAUCUGAAUGAACCAGGUACUAGAGAAGGACAGACUCGUCUAAUCCGAGAUGGAGAGAGAGUUGAAGCCUAUCAGUGGAGUGUUAGUGACGGGAGGUGGAUAAAAAUUGGUGAUGUUGUUGGCUCAUCUGGUGCUAAUCAGCAAACAUCUGGAAAAGUUUUAUAUGAAGGGAAAGAAUUUGAUUAUGUUUUUUCAAUUGAUGUCAAUGAAGGUGGUCCGUCAUAUAAAUUACCAUAUAAUGUCAGUGAAGAUCCCUGGCUAGCUGCUUACAAUUUCUUGCAGAAGAAUGAUUUGAAUCCCAUGUUUUUGGAUCAGGUGGCUAAAUUUAUUAUUGAUAACACAAAAGGUCAAAUGUUGGGACUUGGAAAUACCAGUUUUUCAGACCCAUUUACAGGUGGUGGUCGCUAUGUUCCAGGCACUUCAGGACCUUCUAACACAGUGCAGACAGCAGAUCCUUUCACAGGUGCUGGUCGUUACAUGCCGGGUUCUGCAGGUAUGGGCACCUCCAUGGCUGGAGUCGAUCCAUUUACAGGAAGUAGUGCCUACCGAUCGGCUGCAUCUAAAACAGUGAAUAUUUAUUUCCCCAAAAAGGAAGCUCUUACCUUUGACCAAGCAAACCCUAUACAAAUAUUAGGAAAACUGAAGGAACUUAAUGGAACUGCACCUGAAGACAAGAAGCUAACUGAGGAUGACUUGGUACUUCUUGAAAAGAUACUGUCUCUAAUUUGUAAUAACUCUUCAGAAAAGCCAACAGCCCAGCAACUUCAGAUUUUGUGGAAAGCUAUCAAGUGGCCUGAAGACAUUGUCUUUCCUGCACUUGACAUUCUUCGGCUAUCAAUUAAACAUCCCAGUGUGAAUGAGAAUUUCUGCAAUGAAAAAGAAGGAGAUCAGUUCAGCAGCCAUCUUAUCAACCUUCUGAACCCUAAAGGAAAACCAGCAAACCAGCUUCUUGCUCUUAGGACUUUUUGCAAUUGCUUUGUUAGUCAGGCAGGACAAAAGCUCAUGAUGUCCCAGAGGGAGUCACUGAUGUCACAGGCGAUAGAACUGAAAUCAGGGAGCAAUAAGAACAUUCAUAUUGCUCUGGCUACAUUGACCUUGAACUAUUCUGUUUGUUUCCAUAAAGACCAUAACAUUGAAGGGAAAGCUCAAUGCUUGUCAGUAAUUAGCACAAUCUUGGAAGUUGUACAAGACCUAGAAGCCACUUUUAGACUGCUUGUGGCUCUUGGGACACUUAUCAGUGAUGAUUCAAAUGCUAUACAAUUAGCCAAGUCCUUAGGUGUUGACUCUCAAAUAAAAAAGUAUGCCUCUGUAUCAGAACCAGCUAAAGUAAGUGAAUGCUGUAGACUUAUCUUAAAUUUGCUGUAACGAUGGGAAAGGGAAACCGGGAAACCAAGAUUUUAAAUUGAUUAAUGGGGAUUUUUUUUUUUUUUCCACAUUUUACAUGACUGAUUGCAGAUGUUUAAAAAAAGAAAAGAAAGAAAAUAACUGUGGAUUAAGUUCAGAUCUUGUAAAGUUGUGUUGAGUAGAAACAAAUUAUAAAUAAAGUUUUUGCACUGA